This is a messenger RNA of Ilex paraguariensis (yerba mate), 2436 nucleotides long. The record is from the annotation of a GenBank genome assembly. Lineage: Eukaryota; Viridiplantae; Streptophyta; Magnoliopsida; Aquifoliales; Aquifoliaceae.
CGGCGCAAAUUCAAAGAGCUAACGUUUUCUGCAAUUUCCAAAACGGGAAGAUAAACCCAAUUGGGUUAGAAGUUCUGGUGGCAGUAAUGGAAGCUCACUCUCACUGCAACUCUAUCCAACUUAUACGCGGUUUCCUAGUUCAAAACCCAGUUUGUAAAGACUCCUCCUCUAUAUAUAUUAUACCCAGUGCGCCGAAAUCUAGGCAUAAAUUGAACCCCAAUUCGUCUGCUUAGGUAUUACUCAUCAUCUGUUCUUGACUUCAUGUAUUGAUCUCAGAAUUAUUUGAGAGUUUGGUUGGUUUUCAUGUGGGUUUUUGAUUACAUUGAUUGGAGUCUUGUUUAAAUAUGGAGAAUAUUAGUAACAGCAACAAGCAACACAGUGUCCGACGGGAGCUGAGUACUGGGAAAAUAAAAGUUCGAGAUCUUUGAUUUGGGCUGCCAUAAAAUUGCUCAGGGAGUCCGGAAUUUGUUUUUUUUUUUGGGGGUAUACAAAGUCGAUUUGAAGUGGGUAUUUUUUUUUUUUCUUGAAUUCAUAAAUUGAUUUCAGUACUAUUUGAUCGUUUAUUUUUUAUAUGGGUUUUACGUUAUAUGGAUUGGAAGCUUGUUAGGAUAUACAAAUUUUCCGACUGGUAUUGGGUACUAGGAUAAUAAAAGUUCAAGACACUUUGAUUUGAGAGAUGAGGAAGACGGCAAAACGUAAGUUCAAUUAUGCUUCAACCCUUUGCUGUUUUCUAUAUAUUGUAGGGUCUAAUGAUGCCACUUGAAAGUAGGAGUGUGGAUGAUGAAGUGUUGAUCACGAGAGUAGUAGUAGUAGUUUUGGUUUCUAUAGUACUGCAUAUGUAUUAACAUGUUGUCGUGUUGGUCCAGGUUGUAGUAGCCAAAGGAGUGUUGGUGAUGAUUGCGACCACGAUGCUGAAACUUCGAGUUCAAAAGGUGGAACAAAGACAAUGGAUUGUUUUCUAGAGGAAUUAUUUCAGAAAAGGGGAUCAAAAAGGGAGAGCGCGCUAGCUUUCAUUAUCGAGGGAUUUACCAUGAAAUACCAACGGCUGUUUGCUCAACAAAAUUUUGCUACUUUACUUUACCGAUGCCUAAAUUCAUUUAAAAAGGGAUCUUCCAAGGAGAUUGGCCUAGCCUGUCAUGCCCUUGGCUUGUUGGCAAUAACCAUUGGCUGUGGGGCAAAUGCUCAUGAACUAUACAGAGAGGCAAUUGAUCCGCUCUCAAAAGCUCUCAAAUCUGCUCCCGAAACAUUCAUACCCUCUAUCUUGGAAUGUUUGGCUAUUGUCACCUUUAUUGGUCGAAGUAAUGUCGAGGAGACUGAAAAAGCUAUGCAAAUUAUUUGGCGCUUCAUUCAUUUACAAUCGGGCUUCAAUGGGGUUGCAAGAAAACAUUCAGCAGUUGUUCUAACUUCUGCAAUAUCUGCUUGGUCGUUUCUUCUCACAAGCAUGGAUAGUUGGAACCUUAGUUACAAUCACUGGCAAGGGGCAAUUGAUUUCUUUUUGAAUAUACUGGAGACGGAUGGUGGUUCUGUCCUUGCUGCAGCUAGUGAAUCAUUAGCUCUAAUCUUUGAAGUGGAAAGCUUUGAUAAGUUUGUUUGCGACACAAAAGUUACCAGUGAUAGUUCAAUUUGCAAAGAGGGAAAUUGCCUAAAGGGGUUUUCGUCUACACAAGAAUUGAAGGAAGCAAUAAUUGGUCAAGUAAGGAGCCUUUCACAACAAGCUGAAGGUUGUAGUUCAGCCAGUAAAGUUGUGAACAAUGAUUGCAAAUAUAGUUGGGAUAUUGUGAAAGUGUUGGAGGAAGAUUGUUUUCCUGAAACAUCAGUGAAGAUUGGUCACCAAAUUUUAAGACUUUGCACAUGGUCUCAAUUGUUACAGAUGAACUAUCUAAAGAAUUUUCUUGGAGGUGGAUUUCUCAAACACAUGCUGGAAAAUGAACAACUUCAUGAUGUCUUUGAUUUCACACCAAAACCACUGUCAAGCAAUGAGCCGUAUGUAUGUGAAAGAGAAGAGGUCAGUGUUCAUUAUUUUGUACCUCAAGUCAGAAAAAAAGACAACAAAGAUUGCUGUCAGAGACUUCACAAGUCACGCAAUUCUGCCGCGAGCAAGGCAAGGACUCAACAGUUAAAUAAGCAACGUACUAUCAGAGCUGAGGAGCUUCGGAUAUCUUUUGAUUGAUGCUGGAAGUGAAGUGGGCAUGGCCGAACACUUUGGUAGUAGUGCAGCAAGCAAUCAAGACUUAUAGAAAAUUUUGUUUAUUGUUUCUCUGAUUUAAUUUGUAUCGAUAGUUGUUUAUAUCGUACGAUACGCGAUACGAUACGUUUUGAAGCAUACGAUACAUAUUGUUUAAUUAUAUUGGUUUGUGUCGUAUCGUGUGAUACAUGAUGUGAUAUGCCUGACACAAGAUAAUACGUACAAGUUUUCCGAUAGGAGGCGAAAUAGAU